Messenger RNA from Syngnathus typhle (broad-nosed pipefish), 2010 nucleotides. RefSeq names its product DNA fragmentation factor, alpha polypeptide (gene dffa). Gene Ontology annotation, biological process: apoptotic process; regulation of apoptotic process. The coding region runs from base 99 to 1052 and encodes 317 amino acids. The transcript has 6 exons. NCBI's taxonomy places the organism in Eukaryota, Metazoa, Chordata, Actinopteri, Syngnathiformes, Syngnathidae. The record is from RefSeq and is a predicted model, not a curated record.
UUCUUUUCGGCAACAGCGUUCCCGUAUUCGAAACUGCCAACUACUGAGAGCGCUCCUGGAUUCUUAAUAAUCAUAAUAGUUCUACGUUUCAGCGCACAAUGGCGGAUCGCAAGCCGUGUAAGGUGUGCAAUUUUACACGCCAGAAGUCAUAUGGCUUGGUCGUUCCUUCGCUUGAGGAGCUGAAGGUUAAAGGAAGUGAGUUUCUUGGUUUCACACCACAUGACCCAGUCACAGUGGUCUUAGAAGAUGAUGGGACAAUAGUUGAGGACGAAGCCUAUUUUUGGUGUUUACCCUUAAACACAAAGUUCAUGUUGCUGCAUGAAAAGGAAACGUGGUCGCCACUUCGCAGAGUUGAUGGUGGCACAGCGUGGAUGGCAAGGGAUUCCGUCAUACUUGAGAGCAGCGACACUGUGGACGCAACUGAUGGAACUACACCAUGGUUGGACUUGGCCUUGCAGCUGAAACAAGACCUGGCCAGCAUCAUCCUCAUGUGUGAGGAAGACUUACAGUGCUUGGUGGAUGUCCCCCGCCCUGAGCUUGCUUCUGCUCUCGGCUUCCAAGAAAAGAAGACUGAGAACCUACAGGAAACGCUACAGAUGGUUUUAGACCGUCGGGAGGAGGAGAGGCAAUCCAAGGAUUUGCUCCAACUCUUCAUCAAAGCAGUGGAGAAAGAAGACGGACAGCCACAGGAAGAGACAAGGCGGCCCAGUGAGGGAGGUGCUGAUGUGCCUGACGCGAUGGAGGUGGAUCAAGCGUCAGGAUUCACUUCCAGGACUUUGAUGGUCCUGAAAGGCAAAACAAGCCCAGAAACCAGGCUGUGCACUGAAGAUCUCCAGAUGGUGGUGUCCAAAGGGGAGCAAGCUAUGCAGCAGGUGCUAGGCUGGGACAAAGUCAGGACAUCGACCCUGCUUCAAGACUGUGAAUCGGAGCUAAAACGACGUCUUCAGCAGGUCCAGGCCGUGCAAUCUCUGAGGGGCAACGUGCCGCAAGGGGGCAGCAGCCAGCCGACUCCUGAAGAAAACGACGAGGAGAGCCAAACAACGUCGCCUUAACAGGGGAAAUAGUCUCUUACCUUACUGGAGCACAGACUCAUAACUGCUUACGUGGACUGCUUCAGGGCCAGCAGAAUGAAUUCGCACUGCGUUACUGAUACUAUUUUCACAGCCGGAUCUCGUAUAAAUGUCAACAAGGUUGGUGUUUGUAGCAUUUGGUACAACUUUCAAACCACUUCAAUGCUUUUGCCUCAAGCAGAAGUGGAGGGCUAUGCACAAGUCUGACAACAAUCACAGAUAUUCCCUAUUUAGAUGUGAAAAGAACAUCACAAGCUUUUGUGUGUAUUUAAUGUCUGCUGAUGAGAGGGAACAUUACAGUUGACUUUAAUGUGAAGAAAUUGACCUCAGAGAAUCAGAUGCAGAUGUGUUUUUUUUCUUAAUUUCUUGAUUGAAGCCAGUCAUUUUUUUAAAAUACUGAAUCUUCCUUGACUUAUCCUGGUAACUGCCUGAUAUGUUUCCCAUCUGUCCAUAAAGUGCUCCAUGCAAGUUAUCUCUUCUAUUCUGUCAUCAAUAGAGUGAUCUGGAGUCUAUUCCAGCUGACUUAAGGCAAGAUGUGGUGUACCAGCUUGGACUGGUCACCAGAGACGAGAAUCCAUCUCAGAAUGUAGCCCAUGACGCAGACAACACUUUUCCGCCUAACUUUCAAAACAAUUUUGUGGCAGUACGUAAUAUUUGUAAUCAGAGCGUGGAUGGGCGUGACCACUCCUAUGUUGCACGUUUGAUUUCUAAGUACAGUAAUGACGUUUUUUUAUCUUGUCGGGUCUCUGUGUUACGGCUGAUUGAUUGAGUGACAGAAAUGCAUCUCAAGAUCUGGGGGGGAGCAAAAUGAUUUCCACGAUAUACAGUAUGCAAAUAGUGACUGUACAUUUGCGUAGAGCACGACCCUGCUUGAUGUUGCGUUAUAGUCGAGUGCGCAGACUAAUUUAUCAAUUUCCUAAUAAAGAGUUAGACAAGAUAA